Messenger RNA from Coffea eugenioides, 2031 nucleotides. Its product is annotated as AFG1-like ATPase. The transcript is spliced from 14 exons. The record is from RefSeq and is a predicted model, not a curated record. Gene Ontology annotation, molecular function: ATP binding; ATP hydrolysis activity. Bases 86 to 1918 code for a protein of 610 amino acids. Gene Ontology annotation, cellular component: cytoplasm; mitochondrion. NCBI's taxonomy places the organism in Eukaryota, Viridiplantae, Streptophyta, Magnoliopsida, Gentianales, Rubiaceae.
UUUCUUCUUAUUCUUCUUUCUACUCAAUCUCCAAUUCCCCAUUCCAAAUCAACAUCUUUAAUUAGCAAAAGAGAUUCGAAAUUAAAUGAGAAAGUUGUCGUCUUUGAUCUCUCUAGGGUUCGCUCAUCAGACCUCAAAACACAACCCCUGUAAUUGUAGUGCUGCUCGAUUUUACUGCAUCACCAGUGAUUCUCCCCAUUCUUCCAUCUCCAACCGCCCUGGGCCACUUGCACAGUAUAGGAGUCUUGUUAAGCAAGGGAAGCUGCAGCAUGAUCCUUACCAGGAAGAGGUUGCUUUUAAACUGGAAAAUCUGCUUGGGAGAAUGGAGCAAUAUGAGAAAGAUAUGGAGGAGUACCAUGAAAAGCUUACCAAAUGGGAGGAGAAGAGGGAAAACGAACGGCGCAGGCUUUUGAUGCAGGAAGCUGAGACCAAACAAGAGGGGGGUGGUAUGACAUCAAUAAGCAAGCAGCGAAAUCUUUUCCAAAGAUGGAUGUCCCGGAAGAAACAUGAAAUUGUAGAGCCAGGAGUAGGGAAAUGGGUCUCAUAUCUUAAUCGAGAGAAGAAAUUAGAUUCACUGGUUGGUCAUCGUCCCACUGCUCCUCCAGCCCCCGGAGGAUUGUAUCUUUAUGGGAACGUUGGAAGUGGUAAGACAAUGCUUAUGGAUAUGUUUUAUGGUGCGACUGAAGGAAUUGUAAAACACCGAAGAAGAUUUCACUUUCAUGAGGCUAUGCUGUUAAUAAAUGAGCACAUGCAUAAGAUAUGGAAGGAUCAAGUUAAGAAUAAAAGUUUGCAGUCAAGUAUUUCUAGUUGGAUUACUAAUCUUCCUUUUGAUACAAAAAUUAAAGAGUGGUUAGCUGCAGAAGAAAGAUAUAAGCAAGAGGUGCAGAUGAAAAACAUUCUUCCUGCUGUAGCUGAUAAGUUUCUCACUGAAGCCCAUGGAAAUCAUGCAGGAGCUAGCCUUCUGUGCUUUGAUGAAAUACAGACAGUUGAUGUUUUUGCAAUCGUAGCAUUAUCUGGAAUUCUAAGUAGAUUGUUAAGCAAUGGAACAAUUCUUGUUGCCACCAGUAAUCGUGCACCGAGAGACCUGAAUCAGGAUGGUAUGCAAAAGGAAAUCUUCCAAAAGCUUGUAGCAAAAUUGGAUGAACAAUGUGAUAACUGUCUAAUAGGAAGUGAAAUUGACUAUCGCCGUCUGACAGCAAAAAGAUCUAUUGAUCAGGUUCAUUAUUUUUGGCCACUGGAUAGUAUCAAAACAAAGGAAUUUGAGAUUAUGUGGGACAAGCUUACAAGACUAUCUGGGGGAAUAAUCACUUCAAAGGCAAUUCGAGUGAUGUUUGGGAGAACAUUGGAGGUACCCCUAAGCUGUAACGGUUUGGCACGUUUCACAUUUCAGUACCUAUGCGGUCGACCGGUUGGAGCCGCAGAUUAUAUUGCUGUAGCAAAAAAUUACCACACGAUCUUUAUCUCAGACAUCCCUACUAUGAGCAUGCGAAUUCGUGAUAAGGCUCGGAGAUUUAUAACUCUCAUUGAUGAACUUUACAAUCACCAUUGCUGCCUAUACUGUUCUGCUGCUUCUUCAAUAGAUGACCUAUUUCAAGGAACUGAAGAGGGCACACUUUUUGACUUGGAGAGCUUCCAAUUUGAAACAGAGACUGAAGGUGCCAAACUGCGACGAGAUGUUCUAGCAGAGGGCACAGUUAGUUCUGGUGGUACACCAACUGGAAUUACUUCCAUGCUAUCUGGUCAAGAGGAGAUGUUUGCAUUUCACCGAGCUGUUUCCCGCUUGAUUGAGAUGCAAACACCUUUAUACCUGGAAGGUGUCUGCCAUCUUCAUCCGUAUUUCCAGAAUCAAAAGGAAAGCUUUGGUACUCUAAAUGCAAAAGCAACUCAAUUUCGGGAACCAUCUCUUGAAAUCAUUUGAUGUGUACAUCACGUCGAAACUUUUAGUACAUUUUUUGUGCUCGUUUGCCAUCAUUUAAUAGGAUAUACCGAUAACAAAGGGAAAUGAAUUUUUAAACAACAUUUUGCUAUCUA